Messenger RNA from Lingula anatina, 519 nucleotides. RefSeq lists its product as uncharacterized. Lineage: Eukaryota; Metazoa; Brachiopoda; Lingulata; Lingulida; Lingulidae. The record is from RefSeq and is a predicted model, not a curated record.
AAUGAGACAGCGAAGAAAGUUCCUGGCUAGCACAAAAUUGUUACAAUAAGUUAAGAAAAUGGUGAGGUGGUUUCGACUGAAGUGCCCUUGUCCUGUUAAAGGCUGCCCAAACAGUGAGGGAAAACUUCUCAAAUGGGUUUGUGCUAAAGACAAAGACGAGAUGUACAUCAACGAGAACGGCAUACUGGCGUGUACGCACGAUAAACACGUCGGUAGAAUUAUCAACUGGAAAUUCGAUUGCGGAGAUCGAGACGGAGCACACAUAUUCGAACAUUACCAAAGCCCCGACUAUGAGGGUUUCAUGCAUGCAAUGGCUAUGGCGUUACCACAUAUGCGCGAAGCCGGGGCAGACUGGGUUCUUUCUCUAGUUAAUGCGGUGAGAAUCCAAUAUGGGAAAUGAAAUAUCUCACCAACAUUUGACAAAAUAUCUAUACAGGAACUAAUAAUGAUUGUGCAGUAAACAUUUCUGUUAUCUCGUUCUGAAUAAUAUCAGAACUUAGGGUUCUCAUCUACAUAUAC